Macadamia integrifolia is the source of this 1969-nucleotide messenger RNA. Its product is annotated as cytochrome P450 71B37-like. Gene Ontology annotation, molecular function: monooxygenase activity; oxidoreductase activity, acting on paired donors, with incorporation or reduction of molecular oxygen; iron ion binding. The coding region runs from base 41 to 1546 and encodes 501 amino acids. NCBI's taxonomy places the organism in Eukaryota, Viridiplantae, Streptophyta, Magnoliopsida, Proteales, Proteaceae. The record is from RefSeq and is a predicted model, not a curated record. The transcript is spliced from 2 exons.
UCUCUUCUAUCCGUUUCUUUCCAUCCAAACAUACCCAUUAAUGGCAUUGCUUUCAAUUCUCGUUCUCUUCUUCCUUCCUCUCCUAUCUUUCCUACUUCUCAAAGGAAAGAAGAAAAAUGGGAAGGGAUUCAAGCUUCCUCCUUCCCCACCUGGCCUUCCCAUCAUAGGCAACUUGCACCAAAUUGGUUCACUUCCUCACCGCACUGUAGCCCAGCUUUCUAAGAAAUAUGGUCAGGUCAUGGUUCUCCACUUUGGUAGGACUCCUGUGGUUUUCGUCACUACCCCUGAAAUGGCAAAAGAAGUCUUAAAGAACCAAGAUGCCAACAUGUGUAGUAGACCUCCCCUUCAAGGCCCUAGAAAGAUUUCCUACAAUUUCAAGGAUAUCUCUUUCACUCCCUAUGGAGAGUGGUGGAGAGAGAUUCGCAAGAUUUGUGCUCUUGAGCUUCUUUCUCCUAAGGCUGUUCAGUCUUAUAUGUUUGUUAGGGAAGAAGAGAUUGCUCUUAUGGUUGAUUCCAUUACCAAGGUUUCUCCAGCUCCUGUUGACCUCUCUGAGAAGUUAGCCUCUAUCACAAAUAAAGUGAUAAGCAGAACUGCUUUUGGAAAGGUUUAUAAAGGAAAAGACCUUGAUAAUGGUAAGCUCACUGAAGCUGUUGGUGAGGUCCUGCUCUGCUUGAACAACUUUUCUAGAGAGGAUUUCUUUCCCACUUUUGGGUGGAUCAUUAACAUGCUCACAGGAUACACUGCAAGGAUUGAUAGGGCUCUCCAUAAUAUGGAUAAGUUCUUUGAGAAAGUUAUUGAGUAUCACCUUGAUUCUAAUAGGCCGAAGCCUGAUCGUGAAGACAUCAUAGAUGUCUUGCUCCGACUACAAAGAGAUCAGUCCAGUAGAGUUCCCAUCACCAAAGACCAUAUCAAGGGAGUACUCAAGGAUAUAUUGCUUGCUUCAGUGGACACAGGUGGUCUUAGCAUGGUGUGGGCAAUGACAGAACUUGCAAGGCACCCAAGAGUGAUGAAAAUGGUGCAGGCUGAAAUCAGAAGCUAUGUUGGAAAUAAAGGGAAAGUCGAUGAAAGUGAUAUCGAAAGCCUUCAUUUCUUUAGAGCUACAUUGAAGGAGAGCUUGAGGUUGCACCCACCUUCCCCUCUAUUGUUUGCUAGAGAAACCAUGAGUGAUUGUAAGUUAGAUGGUUAUGACAUUCCCAACAAAACAAGAAUCCAUGUUAAUGUUUUUGCAGUCCAGAGGGAUCCAAGAUAUUGGAAGAACCCAGAUGAAUACAUCCCAGAGAGAUUCAUAGACAAUCCAAUUGAUUUGAAUGGGCGAAGCUACGAGUAUUUUCCAUUCUCAUCUGGUCGAAGGAUUUGUCCUGGAAUUACUAUGGGACUAGCAAUUGUUGAACCCAUACUAGCAAAUCUUUUGUAUAGCUUUGAUUGGAAACUGCCCAGUGGGAUGACAGUUGAAGACAUCAACAUGGAGGAGUCCUUCAAUCUCUCUGUCAACAAGAAAACACCUCUCAUUUUGGUGCCCAUUCCCUAUGAAUGCAAAACAGCUUGAGUAGUGCCUAUGGCAAGUGGCUCUCGAAACCUAUUUGCAUGGCCACUGUCCCGUCGGUAUACCAACGUCUAUGUCUAUCUCUAUCUUCUUUGCCUUGAAAAAGUUCCAUGUGCUCUUUCCAUCCCAGUGUUUCUAUAAGUUGAACCGCUAGCUCCAAGAAAGAAGACAGCAUACCUAAUCUCUUACCUAUUUUAUAAGUGAAAAAAAUAAUAAAAAAAAAAUAUGAGUGUAAGAUAUCUUGCUUGCUUAGCCACACCUUUUCCAUAAAUAAUAAUGGCCUAUUGAAUGAUUAUAUAUUUUAAAUUCUCUCAUCCUUAUCCAUGCUUUAACACUUUGAGCUUGAGGCUUGCCAUAUCUGUGUGCCUAAUUUGUAUAUUUUAUUCAAAUGAUUGCAGAAUAAAGAUAACUUUUACAUAGCCUUUA